This is a messenger RNA of Budorcas taxicolor (takin), 3350 nucleotides long. It is a transcript of the gene SDC2, whose product is annotated as syndecan 2. Gene Ontology annotation, cellular component: cell surface; membrane. The record is from RefSeq and is a predicted model, not a curated record. The transcript has 6 exons. Bases 530 to 1090 code for a protein of 186 amino acids. Gene Ontology annotation, biological process: cell migration; dendrite morphogenesis. Lineage: Eukaryota; Metazoa; Chordata; Mammalia; Artiodactyla; Bovidae.
GCGCGGAUCGCGCGCCCCCGCCGCUCUGCCCCCAAACUUCAGCUGCAGCUUCAUUCCAAGCCAUCUAAUUUAUUCCUCAAAAAAAUCAGAAACGGAGCAGCGACACAGGGAAGGAGUCCGCGGAGGAGUAAAACCACAGCAGAGCAACAAGAGCCUCCGAGCCGCCUCCCCCGCCCGGAGCCACAAUCCGGCCUCGGGAGUGAAGGAGCCAACAAGUGAGAAGGCGCCGCGGUCCCGGGGCGCAGCCGGAGGAAGCGGGCGCUCCGGAGCCCCGAGCCCCCCGAGUCCCGUCGACCCCCCCGAACCGCGGUCGCUGCGGCAGCUCCGCUCCUGAUCUUUCUGCGCGAGCAGCGCCGGGCGCUGGGCGAGAAGCUUCGUAUUCUCCCUCGUUGCAAGCGGGCAGCUGGGAGCCACCGGUCCCGGAGGAAUAUGCGGCGCGCUUGGAUCCUGCUCACCUGGGUCUUGGUGGCCUGCGUGUCCGCCGAGUCGAAAAGCGCCUCUCGCUGAAGUUACCCCGAGGUCCCCCGGGAUGAGAGCGAAGCGGGCAGAGCUGACAUCUGAUAAAGACAUGUACCUCGACAACAGCUCCAUUGAAGAAGCUUCAGGAGUAUAUCCUAUUGACGAUGAUGACUAUGCUUCUGCAUCAGGCUCGGGAGCUGAUGAGGAUGGAGAGAGUCCAGAGCUGACCACGUCUCGGCCCAUUCCAAAGAUACCGUUCACUAGUACUGCUCCGAGAGUGGAAACCACAACGCUGAGCAAGAUACAGGACAAGAUCCCUGCUCAGACAAAGUCACCUGAAGAAAUUGAUAAGGAAAAAGUUCACCUCCCUGACUCAGAAAGGAAAAUGGACCCAGCUGAAGAGGAUACAAAUGUAUAUACUGAGAAGCACUCAGACAAUCUGUUUAAACGAACAGAAGUCCUGGCAGCUGUCAUUGCUGGCGGAGUUAUCGGCUUUCUCUUUGCAAUUUUCCUUAUCCUGCUGUUGGUGUAUCGCAUGAGAAAGAAGGAUGAAGGAAGUUAUGACCUUGGAGAACGCAAACCAUCCAGUGCUGCUUAUCAGAAGGCACCUACUAAGGAGUUUUAUGCGUGAAAACUCCCAUUUAGUGUCUCUAUUUAUGAGAUCACUGAACUUUUAAAAAUAAAGCUUUUGCAUAGAAUAAUGAAGAUCUUUGUUUUUUGUUUGUUUGUUUUUUUCAUUAAAGAGCCAUUCUGGCACUUUAAUGAUAAAAAUCCCAUUGUAUUUAAAUCUUUUCAUGUAUUUCUUUAGAACAACAUAAAAUUCAAACUUAACAUCUGCAGUGUUCUGUGAAUAGCAGUGGCAAAAUAUUAUGUUAUAAAAAUGCUCAAUGUACAUGGAAUCAGUUUAAAUUUCUAUGCGCAAAUAUGAAAAGAGUGUUUUUAUCCGAUGGUUCGAAGAUGAAAGCUAUUUCAUUUGUGUCAGCAUGUCUCAGAGUGACCUUAUCAAGUUGGUCUUACUUUGUUAAUUUAUCUGUUGUUCCCCUCUACUCUGCUCGCCCUUGAAAACGAAACAAAACUCUAUGCCUUUUGUAGCUGUUACGGUGCAAUUUGUCUUUGGGUAAUUCAGAUAAUGGUAAUUUAGUGUAUAUGUGAUUUUCAAAUAUGUAAACUUUAACCUCCACUUUGUAUAAAUUUUUAAGUGUCAGACUAUCCAUUUUACACUUGCUUUAUUUUUCAUUACCUGUAGCUUCAGGCAGAUUUGCAACAGCAAAUUAAUGUGUAAAAUUGGAUUAUCACCACAAAACUGUUUAGUCAUGUCUAUCCAUUCAGAUCUUCUUUUGAGAGGAUUUGAUGUGAGUUACUGACAAGCCUCAGUAAACCCAAAGAUGCUAACAGUAUUUUGAGAAGUUGCUGCAGAUUCCUUUGGCCACUGUAUUUGCUAAUUUCUUGCGAUUUGAAGGUACGAGUAGGGACUUAAGGAAAAAAUCAGUUUUUGUUCUUACAAAUGCAUUUAAGUUGUAAACGUCUUUUUAAGCCUUUGAAGUGCCUAUGAUUCUAUGUAACUCGUUGCAGACUGGUGUUAAUGAGUAUAUAUAACAGUUAAAAAAAAAGUUGGUAUUUUAUAAGCACAGACAAUUCUAAUGGUAACUUUUGUAGUCUUACAAAUAGACGUAAAUUGUAAUUUGGGAAUAUAAAAACUACUGAAUAAAUCAUGUGGCCUAAUAUUGAAAAUGUCACUGUUAUAAAUUUUGUACAUUUUCGAUCAAAUGUACACUUCCCCUUUGCUAACGACCGUCUGCUCUCAAGGAUGUUGUGGGUUUGAUUUCUGAGUGUUCCACAGUGUCUGUAAAUCAAAACCAAAGAGCUCAUUUGAUGAGGCUGUGUAUUAUCAGAUUCGCUUCUGAAUUGGCCAGAGGAAAUCUGAAUGUAUCAUCCUGUGUGUGUUUGGAUGUAGAUAUUGGAAGGCUGCCAGGGAGGGAAUUGUGAGUUUCACAACCUCUAUAGAGAUAGCUGAUGGCAAUAUUGAGAUGGAUACCUGCUCUGGCAAAUAACUUUUAGGACUAUAAUUUCCAAAGAACUAAAGAGGGCUUUCCUGAUGUCAGUAUCUAUGGUUUAGUCCUCUGGAUUGUUUUACCUUUGAAACUGUGCUCCGAAUCUCUCCUGAAGUUUAACCGAAGAAGUAAUAGAUGGAAUACCAUAGUUCACACUAUGGGGAAGAAGAGUCCCUCAGGGAGGUUCUAGGUGUUAAAAGGAGGGCUUCACUGCUUAGGAAUGAGGUUGCCAGAGAGCAGUGAUGCCUAAGGAAGAGAUGGAAAUGGGAGGGUACCCUGGUGCCCUGGCUGGGGACUUCCUUCUAACUGAACAUUUCCUUUUUCUGUUUUACCACCAAUUUUGUUUUAAAGUGUGAGCUGCCAAAGUUGGAAGAAGACAGCAAAAAUAGCAACCUUUCCAACAUAUAAUUUGCUUUUAACGAAGUAUGAAUACUUGCUUCAUUUGGAGAACAUUCCCUGGAAUUGCCACAGAACUCAAAAAAAAAAAAAAAAAAAAAAUUGAUGCAGCACUCAGAACAGUGUUUACUUAAAUUCUUAAUGGCCUUAAUUCUCAAAGUCCUGUCCCAUCACUUACAGAAUCAGUCUACUGCAGAGUGAUUAAAAGGAAGUGAUAGCACUUUCUAAAGCUGCACAAUGUCCCUCGGUUAUGGAGGUUAUGAGUGUAGUGGGUAUACCUCUAACUGUGCAAAGCAUAGCAAAGUUCAGUUUGUAGAAUAUUAACUGCUUGGAAUAUUCAUGUCAGGAAAAGGGAAUUUCUGGCAAAUAUUUUGUCACUGCUGUAAAGCAAAAUAUUUGUUAAAGUGCCAAAAUAAAGUCUGUCAUGCUGAAAGUAAAAAAUCA